Cylicocyclus nassatus is the source of this 1248-nucleotide messenger RNA. Lineage: Eukaryota; Metazoa; Nematoda; Chromadorea; Rhabditida; Strongylidae. The record is from the annotation of a GenBank genome assembly.
AGCAGACGAACAUUCCUGGCUUGAUAUUUGUAAAUGGCUGGAGCGGCGUUUGCAUUGAGCUUUCGGCGAAGUUUAGCUAAAGCAUGGGGAACGAAAAGCCUGCACACACUCGCAUUCGAAACACCUCAGUGUCUUCGUCCUGCACCUGCACUUCUCUCCUUCUCUCACUCAUUUUAUAGUACAAAGAAUAUGGGUUAUCCAACUAUCAAGUUGUCUUCGGGUAACGAAAUGCCCAUCCUUGGGCUUGGAACAUGGCUGUCUACCAACGAAAAUGAGCUUACUGCUGCGUUGAAGGCUGCUCUCGACUGUGGCUAUCGCUUAAUCGAUACGGCAUUCGUCUAUGGAAAUGAAGCCGUUAUCGGAAAAGUGCUGCAUGAAUACUUUACGAAUGGGAAACUCAAAAGAGAAGAUAUAUUCAUUACUUCAAAGCUUCCUCUUACUGCACAUGCUCCAGCAGAUGUUGAAAAAGUUUUGAAAAUGCAGUUGGAUGCGCUACAACUGGAAUAUCUCGAUUUAUAUCUUGUGCAUUGCCCUGUGCCUUUUCAGAAGCAAGGUGACACUUUUGACCUUGCAUUUGUGGAUGGCAUGCAAGUACCACUAACUAUCGACCAUGUCGAAACUUGGCAUGCUAUGGAAAAGCUCUACGAUGCCGGAAAAGUCAAGGCUUUGGGACUGUCAAAUUUCAACACCAAACAGGUGCAGAACGUUUAUGACCAUGCACGAAUUAAGCCUUCUAAUCUCCAGGUCGAAUGCCAUCUGUAUUGGCCACAAACGGAGUUGUUUCAACUCUGUAAGAAGCUGAAUAUGUCACUGACGGCUUAUGGCCCGUUAGGAUCCCGAGGCAGAACUGUUUUCAACGAGAAGAUGAUAUGGCCCGAAGGUGACCCGCUGACGGAUCCGUUAGUGAAAGAAUUCGCUGAGAAGUACAAGAAAACCACGGCACAGGUUUUGUUGCGCCAUCUCAUCCAGCGCGGGAUCGCAGUCAUUCCGAAAAGUGUUAAGCCAGAACGUGUGAAGGAAAAUUUUAAUGUAUUCGACUUUACUCUGAGUGCACAGGAAAUGGAAAAACUUGACAGUAUCAAAAAGAGGACGAGACUGUUUUUGUUCGAUUUCGCAAUUAAACAUCCGUUCUAUCCAUUCGAGGAUGUCGACAAAUCGAAAGUACCCGUGGUCUCGCUACAAGCUAAAUGAGCGAAUAGAUCACUACGUAAGACUGUUACAUUUACCAUGUUACUGUUGAAGCAUAGU